AUGGCGCAGAUGUUUCAUAGGGGUGUGGCACAUUCUCACCGCCGGCGACUGAGCCGCUUAUGGAGGCGUUGCGCCGGCCUAUUCAAUAGGCGCGCUGUGCCACUCGUUAGCGCUUUUGCCGUGGUGCUCUUAGUCACGGCAGCCGUGCUGUUAACACCGCGUCGCUACGCACGGGUACCGGAUGGCAGCGACCUUGCCAUCCCGUAUCACUCUAAAGCCGCAGUGUAUCGACAAAACGCUGCGUUUGUGGCGCCGUUCCCGCGUGGUGGUGGGAUUGGCGUUGCCAGCACCGCGACGGAAACCGUCCCCGCCGCGGUGCAUAGUCGCUCACACCGUGAAGAAGCGCUGGAGGCAGAGAUCGAGGUAUACCUAGCGAACCACGGCAUCCGUCGUGAGCGCCGCACACGCGUUCGCUUUCAGAUUGUCUCCAAUGUGGUAGAUUGGAAACUGUGCACGACGCUAGGCUCUGCGGCGCUCGCGGGCUUCAGCAUACCGGUAACCGGCUUCAACGCCGCCUACUCACAUGUCCGGCGCUUCGAAAGGUAUCUCGACUUUGUCGAGCGCGAGGAGCUGCACGACGAAGACAUCGUCGUCACAAUGGACAGCGACGUUUACUGGACUGGAGCCGACUUUCUCCCCUUCCUCAGGAAGUUUGCGCGCUUUUCCCCGGAGCAGGAAAGCGAUCUAGACGUUGCAGCCGUCCGGGCAUGGGAAGACUAUGGGGAGAAGAAGGCGCCCCUGGACAUGCAGCGCCUGCAGGACGAGAUGCACAAUGGCACCGCAGGUCUGAAGCGCCCUUUGCUGCAGAUGCCGCCUGUGGUGUACAACGCCGACGACCUGUGCUGGUGGGGUCAGCACUCUGAAGGCUUUGUGCAGUGCCCUCUGGCCUUUGCGACGCUGGAUCACAUGGUCGAGGUGGCGCGCAACCACGCUUCGAGUAUCGACGUGCAUAAGGCAGCGUCCUACGUAGGCGUGUCCGCCAAAACGCUGCGGAGCGAACUCAAGAAGUCCUUCACGGGCAAGCAACAGUGGAUGGUGGACGACAUGCUAGGCAACCCGAACACGGCGUCACCGUAUACGACCCAGGUGAAGCGGUCUCGCGACGAUCCGCUCUUCUACAACGUCACCGUUGUGAGCAAGUCCAACCCGACCGUGCUGCUGAAUGGCGGCAUGCACGUGUCACGCGUGUGGGCGCUGCGCCGGCUGGCAAAGGCCGUUGCCACGUACACGGCGGUAGAGACGCCGGUCGCGGAGGCGGAGGAGCACCACACGUCUCAGUGGUGGUGUGACCAAGCUCUGUUAGGCCAAAUAUAUGUGCGGGGGCGCCUGUACGAGGUCGAGCACAACUUGUUGGCUGGGCCUCCGCUUUCGAGGCGGACGCCGCCAGUCCCGUACGAUGACCGUUACGGGCCACCAGGCCUUGUUGGCCUGGACAGGCGAUCAGAGAUGGCAGUUCUCGCCCCGACCAUCGAGCGCAACCCGACCCUGUUCCUCCCCAGCAAGUACCUGGAGGAGCAGUCCCUGGGCAGCAACCGUUGGUGGAUCCGGAACAAGACCGAGCUACUGCUGGGCGAGAACGAGCCUCAGGGUCACUCACUAAAGCACCUACAGACGACGCGUGGUGGCGCCCUCGUGACACCGCCGCUGCUGUGGCGCUCGGCGACCGCAGAGGACAGGUCGAGAGGCUUCCAAAAUGAAGCCGAGGAAGACCCUGACGUCGCUCAUACUCCAUUUAUACACUACGCCGCGCCUUCCAAGCACAAGCGGUUCACGGCUCAUCGCCACUAUUACUCCUGGAUGGUGGCCGCGCGGCACGACAGCCGGGCACGGGAAUCCGUGACGAAUGCUCUCCGGAAGGAGUUGGUGGAGCUGUGGUUCAACGAGGAGCGUGUUUUCGUUAACUUCACACACAUGUGCAAGGAUCCAACACUGCUGUCUUUGCCGUAG
This is a messenger RNA of Leishmania braziliensis MHOM/BR/75/M2904, 1947 nucleotides long. RefSeq names its product putative expression-site associated gene (ESAG3). Lineage: Eukaryota; Euglenozoa; Kinetoplastea; Trypanosomatida; Trypanosomatidae. The coding region runs from base 1 to 1947 and encodes 648 amino acids. The transcript has a single exon. The record is from RefSeq and is a predicted model, not a curated record.